Molecule: messenger RNA, 4689 nt
Organism: Anopheles stephensi (Asian malaria mosquito)
Lineage: Eukaryota; Metazoa; Arthropoda; Insecta; Diptera; Culicidae
Gene: Pop1
Product: ribonucleases P/MRP protein subunit POP1
Exons: 1
Coding region: 163-2658 (831 amino acids)
Biological process (GO): tRNA 5'-leader removal
Cellular component (GO): ribonuclease MRP complex; nucleolar ribonuclease P complex
Source: RefSeq, a predicted model, not a curated record
ACGGAAAACAACGUGCCCGUUGACAGUUCGUUUGAAGACACCGGCUUUGCUGCUUGCUUUCGUAUUACUACUACAUCGCACCGCAAACAACGUUUACCUUUCUAGCUGUGAAAAUUAACUCACCCGAAAGCGAGCUAAACGCCGCACAUAGAUUGCACCAAGAUGCAGUCACACCACGGCCCGUACCAUGAUGCUGACCGCGGUAGCAAAAUGCGAUUGCCGUUAGAGCUGAACCCACUCAAAUUUGCCGAAAGCCGCAAGGAGGAGGUGUGCCAGAUGCUACGCAACAUGAGCAGCACAAUGCACCAGCGCAAGCUGAUGCACCAAUCGCUGCCGAACCACAUGCGGCGCCGUGCCAUGUCGUACGAUGCGCGCCGGCUGCCCCGGAAGUUCCGCCACGUGCACAAGGCUCAGUUCAGCAAGAGCGGCGUGUCGGAAAAGAAGAAGCGACCGUCGCGAAAGUUUCGCCGCAAGCCGAAAAACCUACUGAAGGAGUACGAACGGCGCAAGCGAACGUUCGUGUGGAUGGAAACGCACGUGUGGCAUGCCAAACGGUUUCACAUGACGUCCCGCUGGGGGUACAAGAUUCCGCUGACGCCGUGCAACAAGAGCUACCGGUCCAGCUAUAAGGCCACCACGAAACACUGUCUGCUGUACGAUAUGUCGUACGAGGGUUGUGUUGAGGUGAGCGGAGAGGAGCCCGUGCUGAGGGAAGGAUUCCGGCGGUUGUGUAGCGACCGGGUGGGACUCACCGUAACCGCGAAAGCCUACAUGGCCGGGCAACGGGCGGGAUACGUUUGGUUGUACGAGGACGGUGCCUAUCCGUACAACUGUCUUGGCCGGGUACGGAUCGUAUGGCGCUCGAGUCGAAGCACCGACGAUGAGGACGACGCACAACGGCGCACGGUGUGGAUGUUUGCUCAUCCAUCGUUUUACCGUCAGCUGGUCGAACAGUUGGUAAAAGUGUUUAAGCUGAAAAAUGCGCUCCGCAAGACAAACGACACGCUGGAAGACAUUACGCGCAAUCCAGCGGACAUUCGGUGCCCACGGUACAGAUCAAAAUCGUCCGGUGUGGAGGUGGUGGAGCUAAAGGACACCCUCAAUCGGUUCCAUCUUACGGGACCCCUGUCGCACGCCACCAUCGUUAAAACGUUCCGUCUGUUCGAUCCGCCAGAGCAAACGAGCCCAACCGAUCGGACGUGGUUUAACGAUUUCAUCGAAAGCACCCCGAAGGGCAAGAAAAUUCUCACCCAUCAAGCGAACUAUUGGGCGGACAUUAAGGAUCUAACGUCGCCGGGCGAAAUUAGCCCAGGUGAAGUGAUUGCUCUGAUCGUGCAGGAUCCACGCUUGAAUCGUCCGAACUAUCGCACCAAAGCACUGCCCGGCGUUCCCGCCCGUUACGACUUCACCGAGGGCGUUCCUGCGGAAACGGUUAAACCCCGUGCCAUCCGCAGCUAUUCACCCCUGUGGGACGGACCGACCCGGAAGCGCAUUACCGAGGAGAUGAAAACGACCCACGAACUAAACCGGUUUCGUAAGGUCGAAACGCUCGUCCCAGGUGAGCUGUGCGUGUCGGACACGCGCCUACAACCACUGCCGAUCCUUUUGCUCCAAACACCCGGCUCACAGGAUGCCGGCUACAAGCGGCUCGGGUACGGUGCGGGCUGGGAUGUAAUCGUGCCCGGCGGAUACGGGCUAGCCGUAUGGCAUUCGCUUGUAAUAUGGGGCGCCAAAGCGGUCGGCCAGCAGGAGCUAAACAUGAUCGCGCUCGAGUCCGGGCACGAUCGGUCCGGUGUGCCGGACACCCUGCUCGGCAGGGAUGAAGCGACCCACAAACACCAGCAGUCAUUGGACCGAUACUUUAAACGCCCCAAUAACAAGCGCGUUAACUACACCAAGCUCGCCAUCGCGUCACCGUUUCGGUGCCCCUGGUCACAGCUGGUCCGCGAGUGGAACGGCGGCUCAAAGGAUGACGGCCCCGAGCAGCGACCAUACUUUGUGGUGCGCGAUCUAGAAACGUUAGUCCAGCUAAGGCUCGCCCUGGAUCGUAAAUUUAACAUCCAGUCCAUUGAUCUUUCGCCGGACGCGCUCAUUCCGGUACUGCUGACGCUGAAAACGCGUGGCAAUCCAGGUGAUAAUGCGAUCAUCUGUCUACCGAACCGUAGCGACUUCCGGUCAAACAAACAGAACCGCCUUUCCUCCAUGCACGGUCCAGUGUACGUGGAACCGGUCCGUAAGGAUCCGCACGGCACGGAACGACUCGCGCUACGUGCCCAACAUCUCCGCACACUGAAACGUUUGCGGAACCGCCGUAUACGGGAAAAGAAACGGCUGCAGCGGGCCAAACCGGGCGUGUUGGUACGCAUCCCGAAGGCAAACAAUCGAGCGCUGGUCGAGGAGCAGCUGAAGCGAAUGGCGGACCUGUGGCUACCGGCAACACCGGCCACCGUGCGCAACCAGUGCACCCGGGAAUGCUUCGGAUACAUGACGCAGGGCGGAUUUAGUCUGUCGGAGGGAACUGUCAACGGGAUCGGAUAUGUGACGGCGAAGGGAUUGGUGAAGUUGUUCAAAAUCUGCACCAAGGGUAAGCUGAAGCUGUUGGUAAGGGGAACGCGUACGCGAGGCUACCGGUUUGCCACGAUGCGAAUAGCAUGUUAAAGUGUUAGCACGAUCAUUAGAAUUACACGAACUGCCUAUAUGUUGAUGAGCAAGAAUAUCUCCAGAAUAAAAAAAACGCUUUAAGAUGCAUAAAAGCGGUCUGUAUGGGUGUGUUUUUGUUUUUUAACCUAAAAUAUAUUAUUAAAUCUCUUGCGAUGCACACACACAGACACCGGAAUUCAGAUUACAUUAUAAGUAGCAGAUGAUUAGUAGUUGUUCGUCUUCUAUACGGAUUGCCGCCCUGUUGUAGAAGCCUCUUCCUCAUAGCAUGUGUGUUACGGUCCUGCCCUCGAAUGGUGUUGUUGUCUGUUGUGAAGUCGCAAACCCCAAAACCUGGUUUGUUCGUGAGUCUUUGAAGAAGCAUUAUACUUUUAUUUUCCUCUUUAAGGAUUGCCGGAAGUUAGUCAAUUGAAGAAAGGAAAAUAUAGCCCUACGGAGAAGUAUUUGUUUGUCAACAAAUGGAUAACCGCUCAGCUAGUGAUGGGCAAACUGAGUCCGAUUGGGUGAAUCAGUUAAAUCUUAACAAUGACUGAGAUGAUUUCAAUCAUCACUAAGAGUAAUUUCAACUCUCUUAUGAUUUGACUCUCCCUGCCGACUAACCACUCUCACUAAGCACGGUUUAACUCACUCACUCUGAUGCAAUUCACUUUACUGAGUGGUCAUUCCCAUCGCUACGCUCAGCUUCUUUCCUGGCAUCCUGGACAUAGGUUACUAUGUUACAUUACUGUGAGUCGUCAAAUCGAAAUCAAGCGGCCUUCCACCAUCAAGCGAUUGGCUGGUUGUAGCUAAGGAAACGUAGCUAAAACGUAAGAUUGAAGUUUAUUCACAUGUGUUAUUUAAAUUGUCCUCAUGCUGAUUGACAUUACGGGGUUAGAAUUCUACCAUUCUCCUUAGUCUCUUUAUGGGGCCACAGUACCUAGAAAGACUUCAGACGGAGGUCUAUCUUAUGUGUUCUGGUCAGUAAAACACUCGCUCUAGAUGGUAAAAUUAGAAAGGAAAAAUUCGAUUGAACUAAAGGAAAACCUCGCAUUGGACGAAAUCUAGUUGCAGCAAGAGCAUAUUCCCUAGAGCAAGGAGAAAUGUCUCAUUAAUACUAUAGACUACAACUCCUAUUCUCGAUUUUGGGACUGUUGCGUGUUGUGUGUAUGACUAAAGAGAAAUCAAAAGUUUCACUUUUCCCUACGUACCCUUUUCCCGCCCUAGUUUUAUCGGCUUAGAUUGCGUUCAAUUGCCAGCUCGUGUGUUUCAAUACUUGUAUGUGUGUGUGUGUUGUUUCCCUUUUUUUUAAUCUUCCCUUUCCUAGCUUUUUCCUAGCAUUACUACACCCCUCCCCAGCCCUGUUUCUUGUAUACCUUUUUUUUCGAUCUCGUUUGCUUGAGCCCUUUCUCCGUAUGUAUAUAUAGGCGUUUAGGUCACAUAUUAUCACGCACGCAAGUUUUUUAUCUAAUAUAACGUAGUGUGGCAACGUGUCUCUACAACACAAAAUGCACAGUAAUCGUAAGUAGUUUUAUCUUGCCACCGGUCUACAAGCGAUAAGAACCCUCGGUCCCGCCUGAAACUUCUAUUUGCCCAUCACUACGCUGCUAAAGGGCCCAGAUAAAGGGGGUUGGCCUUGGGAAGGAUGUUGCAAUCUGAUUCUUCUCUUCCUUUAUCGCCACAUGAGCUACGAAAAAUAGUGCAUGAAAAUAGUGUGUGUGUAUUUGUGUGUUUUUAAAACAUUGACUCAGUUUCUGUAUUGUUUUGCAGUCCUCAUGUUUUAGUAUUUUUUUGCAACUUUCAUUUGGCCGUUUUAUCCAUUUCCUUUCCUUCUUCUACUUCUUCUCAUGAUUGCUUUCAACAAACGUCUCGCGUACUACUUUUAAAUCGCGCUAGGGUUAGUCAUAUUUACGUCGCGUUCUCGAGUUUUACAUAAGUUGUUGUUGCAUGCUCUAUUGCAUUAACAGAACAUUGUGUGAAAUAUUUUUUUUUUUUUGUUUUGCGAACCGAUACACUACAUUUGGAUGCUAAUAUUAAUGCUUUUAUGUCGCAAAC